This is a messenger RNA of Phragmites australis (common reed), 1339 nucleotides long. Its product is annotated as thiohydroximate-O-sulfate sulfur/sulfate-lyase (nitrile-forming) NSP5. Gene Ontology annotation, cellular component: cytosol; nucleus. The transcript is spliced from 2 exons. The record is from RefSeq and is a predicted model, not a curated record. Gene Ontology annotation, biological process: nitrile biosynthetic process. Gene Ontology annotation, molecular function: enzyme regulator activity; protein binding. The coding region runs from base 131 to 1114 and encodes 327 amino acids. Lineage: Eukaryota; Viridiplantae; Streptophyta; Magnoliopsida; Poales; Poaceae.
AACCAGUGGUUGGAUUGAUGAAGCAAGUGAUGAUGCCACCUGGCCAUCACUUGGUCAGACCAAACAGAAAUAAGAGCGGCAACAGAGCAGAACAGAGCACAGGAAGCAGAGCUCCGAGCUGUUGGUGGCAAUGGCUAGCACCUGGGUGAAGCUUGAGCAGAAGGGAGCUGGCCCGGGAGCACGAAGCUCCCACGCCAUCACCCUCGUCGGCGACACGGCCUACGCGUUCGGCGGCGAGUUCACCCCGCGCGUGCCCGUGGACAACACCAUGUACGCCUUCGACCUCAAGACCCAGACGUGGUCCGCGCUCGACGCCACGGGCGACGUUCCCCCGCCGCGCGUCGGCGUGACCAUGGCGACCAUCGGUGGCACGGUCUUCAUGUUCGGCGGCCGCGACCAGGAGCACAAGGAGUUAAACGAGCUCUACUCCUUCAACACGGCGACUGGCACGUGGUCGCUGAUGUCCUCCGGCGCCGAGGGCCCGCCGCACCGAAGCUACCACUCCAUGGUGACCGACGCGGAGGGCGGCUGGGUGUAUGUGUUUGGAGGGUGCGGCGACGCCGGCCGGCUGAACGACCUGUGGGCCUACGACGUCGCAGGCGGGCGCUGGGAGGAGCUGCCGUCGCCGGGUGAGGCAUGCCGGCCCCGAGGCGGCCCAGGGCUGGCCGUCGCCGGUGGGAAGGUGUGGGUGGUGUACGGUUUCGGUGGGGAGGAGCUCGACGACGUGCACUGCUACGACCCGGCCACGGAUCAGUGGGCCACGGUGGAGACCGGCGGCGACAAGCCGAGCCCCCGGAGCGUGUUCUGCGCCACCGGGGUCGGGAGGCACGUGUUGGUGUUCGGCGGCGAGGUGGACCCCAGCGACCUCGGCCACCUCGGCGCUGGCAAGUUCUCGGCCGAGGCGUUCGCGCUGGACACGGAGACCGGCGCGUGGACAAGGCUGGACGACGCCUCCGACGCCGAGCACCACCCGGGGCCUCGCGGGUGGUGCGCGUUCGCGGCGGGGGAGAUGAACGGGCGGCGGGGGCUGCUGGUGUACGGCGGCAACUCGCCGACGAACGACCGGCUCGGCGACAUCUACUUCUUCGCCCCCGUUCUUGAGGCAGGGAGCUAGGCAUAGAGUGGGCCAGUGGCCAGUGGCUAGCAUGCUCUGUACGCUGUAUGUAUGUGCAAGUCUUUCAGUGACAUUUGCAGGCUUGUUUCUGUGAUGAUCUUUGUGUGGUUGUUGAUUCUCUGGUUUUAUUUUCGGUUCAUUUAUGCUUUAUGUUGUGUGAUUGGAGAAUAAUGGUGACUGAUGUAUUUCUGUUUCGCCUUGUAUCUGAUACAUUUCUGUUUUUUA